AUGGCUGAUUCGGUCGAUCUCUCGUUUGCAACGCGUCCCGGAAAUAUCGAUGCCGUAGGAGACCUGAUUCAGGAGUUAUCCACUCUCCAAAGAGAUCUUAAUCAUGGAGACGAGAACAUCCGGCAGACGAUGCUUGUCAAAGCUCGGACCCUCGUCCACUCUCUUCAGACACCCCGCGAGAUCAUGGUACAGCAUACAUGGGCUGACCCCGGAUUAAAUGCAGUACUCAUCACUGGAGUUGACAUAGGACUCUGGAAGCUCAUGGUUAAGAACGGUGCUGAUACGGCACAAAAGGCGGAAGACCUUGCGAGAUCUCUAGGCAUAGAUUCCAUUUUACUAGGGCGUCUCUUACGCCAUGCUGCCGCCAUGGGACACCUUGAAGAAGUCGCGCAAGACGAGUACAAACUUUCGAGUUUCACCAAGUCAUUGAGUCUCGAUGUCAUUGGUGAUGGUUAUCUUGCUCUACUCGGCGGGAUUGGUCGCAGCCCAAUCGAGUUUUACAAGUUUCUCCGGCAGACCAAGUGGAAGAACCCAACUGAUGCGACUCACACUGCCAUGCACGUGUCUUAUAACACAAAACUGCCGAACUGCUUCGAGUAUUUGCGGUCUAUUGGACUUGGCCCUCAAACAAAUAAUCAUAUGGGCGGCUACAGACAAGGUCGAUUGCCCUGGAUGCAUGCAUCGAUCUAUCCUGUUGAGGAAACCCUUUUCCCAAAAUUGGACGAAGAGCCUGAUGCCCCGCUACUAGUCGAUGUUGCAGGAGGCCUUGGUCACGAUAUACACGAGUUCAAGAAGUUUUAUCCCAAUCACCCGGGAAAAUUGAUUCUUCAGGACCUUCCAGUCGUGAUCAACGACGUGAAGGAUAUCGAUCCCUCGAUAGAAUUGAUGCCGCAUGAUUUCCUGACCGAGCAACCUGUCAAGGGUGCUAGAGCAUACUUCAUGCACUCGAUUCUCCACGAUUGGCCAGACGACAUAUGUCAAAAAAUCUUGGCUCGUCUAGCAGAAGCCAUGAAGCCUGGUUACAGCAAACUUCUUAUCUUCGAGUGUGUUAUUCCACGCACAGGAGCCUACUGGGAGGCUACAGCUGGUGAUAUUCUCAUGAUGACGCAGCUUUCAGCUCUCGAGCGUACAGAGGAUAAUUGGUACCAGCUGAUUGAGGGAAGCGGGCUGAACCUCAAGAUCGUCAAGUUUUGGAAGUGUGGAGUUGCUAGUGUUGAGAACCUUAUUGAAUGUGAGCUUGUAUAG
Messenger RNA from Fusarium redolens, 1245 nucleotides. Its product is annotated as S-adenosyl-L-methionine-dependent methyltransferase. Lineage: Eukaryota; Fungi; Ascomycota; Sordariomycetes; Hypocreales; Nectriaceae. The record is from RefSeq and is a predicted model, not a curated record. The transcript is spliced from 6 exons. Bases 1 to 1245 code for a protein of 414 amino acids. Gene Ontology annotation, molecular function: O-methyltransferase activity.